Messenger RNA from Cephus cinctus (wheat stem sawfly), 2931 nucleotides. RefSeq lists its product as uncharacterized. NCBI's taxonomy places the organism in Eukaryota, Metazoa, Arthropoda, Insecta, Hymenoptera, Cephidae. The record is from RefSeq and is a predicted model, not a curated record. Bases 575 to 2236 code for a protein of 553 amino acids. The transcript is spliced from 3 exons.
GAAUUCUUGAAAGUAAAUAGGUUCACAGAGGACAGUAUAUUCUUGAGAGAUAUAUCAUAUAUCCAACACAAUGUAAAUUGCAUUAAACGUUAAAUGAAUGUGAAAUCCCUAAAUACUCCCUAAUUAAUGUCCUCCAUGUAUCUAUAAAAGUCUGUAGUCGUUUAAUACGGAUCUCAUUGAUGGCGCUUUUGUACAUCUCUGCAUAAUGACAACAAAAUGAAAUGUCAGAUAAAACAGUCUUAUGACAGAUUAUAUUAUCUCGUUGAAUUGUUCUUGCACUUGUCUAACUCUUUAUCGCACAUCUGGAAAUUACUCAUUUUCACUUAUAUAGGUUUUCAAGCAAGACGAAAGUCUUUUUUUUAAUCAGAAAAUCGUACUUUUGUUGGAAUAGUAUAAAACCAGUUUAUAUAUGCAAUUGUUUAAUUGGAGGUAUAAUUUAUUUAUCAAUAGCUUUAUUUUUUGUGUAGAUCCUAGGCAGAUUAUUCACAUAUGUAGUGAGAGUUAUCAUUUCUACAUUGGAGAAGUAGAUUGGGAUUAGAUUCUAGUACUGUGUUCAUCGUUAAUCAUAGACAAAAUGCAUGGAAUUAAAAGAGUAAUAAUUUUCUGUGCACUCACUACUCUCUUGCCAACAGUUUUACUUGUUCUUCCACUGUAUCUACGUCAUAGUCUCUAUGCUAGAGUGGUUUAUGCUGUGACAGAAUCUGAUAUACUUGAAAUCAACGAUGGUGUGUCAACUAUAUUUUGUUCUGAACAUACUCUAGAAAUGAAUGGAACAUUUAAUGCAUUCCAAAUGGCAAAUAAACCAGAUAUAACAUCUUACCGGAAACAUAUAAGACUGAAGAAAGGCAUGAUUUUGCCGGAUGAUACUUUGGAAUAUUGGGGAUUUUAUCUUCUCAAAGGAGCUACUGUUGGAUUAUCAGUUUGCUCCAGAUUUCAGGGUGCUUCGAUACUUGUGGUAAAGGGAGAACGCAACUUGCGUACUUGUGGUCUCUUAGACCAUAAUAAGAAUAAAGUUCCUGCCACUGAUAUUUAUUUACCAGAAGCACAACGACAAGUUAAAGUGACUUUUGAAAGCAAUGCUCAAAUAAUUCAUUCUCAAGAGGGGCCUAAUAUUCGCAAUGACGUAUUACAUAGAAAAGCUAUAAAUAAGGCUGUGAAUGAAUACACCUCUUCUACUAACACUGAAAAUAUUCCCAUAACAAGUACUAAUAUUGAUGAUACCACAACUCAAGAUAGUGUUAUAACUAAUAUUGAACAAGUGUCUGAAAAAGAUGAUAAAAAGGAGGAUAUUAAAUUAGAUAAUUUAUUUCGUACAGCCAAACUUUAUGUGCAGAAACAUAUAGAUAUGGAAGAUUCCAAAAAACAGAAUAAAACAAGAAAAUUGAGGCACUCGAAGAAGCGUUUACACAAAAUGGAAAUUGAGAAGAACAAAAAGGAAAAAGAGGAAGAGAUGUAUGAGAAGAAAAUGCGAAAUAUGCUGCAUCAUGAACAGGAAAACAUUGACAUGAAGGGCAUAAAGAAGAAGAGAAGCAUCCAGAGACAAGACUUCGUGGACCCACCCUAUUUUGAGUCUCGCGAAAUUCUCAUUAGGCGUCUUAGCGCCCAAUUCAAUUCAAACGAAGAGAACAGUGGCGGUGAAGAAGAGGACGAAGAAAGUAUCAGAAUAAAGCGGAGCAAAGAGACAGUAAAUUCACCGCCUCUUCUCUAUCACGGCAUAAAGCAUGGAGGGAAUAAUGCAGCUAAAAAUAUUUCCGAUCUAUACGAAGAAUCAUCAGUCUCGAGUUUCGAAAAUGGACUACUGAAUUGUUACGAAGGUCAGGUACUGCUUGCACGUGAAUUUGAGCCAUCUGAAUUUUGCACUAAUGUGGAUUAUCUGAUGACUGGAAAGCAUAUGCAAGCAAGACAUAACGUUACCGAGGAUGGCUACUACUAUUAUAUAUUUUACAGCGACAAUGAUUUUGUCUUUAAUGAUAUUUAUACCGUUUUUGAUAUUUAUAAACCAACUUUUCAAUAUGAAAAUGUAACAAAAUCUUGCCUCAAUAGUACAGAAUGUUCAUUCUCGUUGAAUUUAUUAUCGUCUGAUAGAGUUAUUGUCGAAAUACCAACCAGAGAUGGUAUAGAUCUUGAUGAAAGUGAUGUUACGUUACUUAUUUCGACAUGUUAUCCGCGUAUGGGCAUAUACAUUAUAUUCCCCAUUUCUGUAUUAUUUUUCGUUUUAGGUUGUGCCUUUCUCUGAUAUAUGAUGUCGCUUGUAUAUAAUGAAACUUAUUUGUAGGCAGUUCAUUAUUAUCUAAAUUUCAAUAGAUUCCAUUUUACCUUCAUUUACUAAACGCAGAGUAACAGGCAUAUGCAUAACAGUAAUGUUACGAUUUCUUAUUAGGGAUAUAAUAGUUAUGUAUGUCAGAUCUUGUAUGAAUUAUUAUAUGUCAAAGUAAGAAAUUUUAACAUUGCCAAUGUCUAUUACUUUGUGUUUACUUAGGGCAUAUUCCAUAAUUGAACCACGGUUGCGGUUAUUACAUUUCGGCCAAUGACCUCGAUUGAUUUUUAUCACCAGUUGAAAUCAAUCGAUACAAUUGGCUGAAAUUUAAUAAUCGCAACCGUGGUUUCACUACGGAGCCCUAAUUAAAGGGCUCCGUAAAUUGAGGACGAUACUAAUGCCCUUAGUAUCGUCCUCAAUCUCAUGCUAAUAUAUACUUACAAGUUCAUAAAUGGUUGCAAUAUUAAUAAUAAUACGUAUAUUCUAACUGUAUAUAGAUAUAUAGUGGAUGAUUCAACUGCAACAUCAGUUUCAUAUUUUUGGGACUCUUUUGUACUGUAAACUACAAAAUGGCUCUUAGCAAUCUAACUGAUUUCGUAACUGAACCAUAAUUUUAUAAUAUACAUAUAUGUAUAUGUACAUACAAAAGACAACUAUAUAUAUUUUUUAUAUAC